AUGUUGCGCUCGUGUCUUGAGAUUCCAGGCCUGCCUGCUGGACAUCAGACAGCGGCUAGCACCAUCACUGCCAGCGAGACCUCGCCGCAGACGAGCGAGGUGGCCACCGCUGGUGGCACCGCCGGUGCACAGCUCGGAAGCCUGCCUGCUGGACAUCAGACAGCGGCUAGCACCAUCACUGCCAGCGAGACCUCGCCGCAGACGAGCGAGGUGGCCACCGCUGGUGGCACCGCCGGCUUGUCUGCUGGACAUCAGACAGCGGCUAGCACCAUCACUGCCAGCGAGACCUCGCCGCAGACGAGCGAGGUGGCCACCGCUGGUGGCACCGCCGGCUUAUCUGCUGGACAUCAGACAGCGGCCAGCACCAUCACUGCCAGCGAGACCUCGCCGCAGACGAGCGAGGUGGCCACCGCUGGUGGCACCGCCGGCCUGCCUGCUGGACAUCAGACAGCGGCUAGCACCAUCACUGCCAGCGAGACCUCGCCGCAGACGAGCGAGGUGGCCACCGCUGGUGGCACCGCCGGCUUAUCUGCUGGACAUCAGACAGCGGCUAGCAACAUCACUGCCAGCGAGACCUCGCCGCAGACGAGCGAGGUGGCCACCGCUGGUGGCACCGCCAGCUUAUCUGCUGGACAUCAGACAGCGGCUAGCACCAUCACUGCCAGCGAGACCUCGCCGCAGACGAGCGCGGUGGCCACCGCUGGUGGCACUGCCGGUGACUCUGUUGGACUCCAGAGAUCAGCACACAGCGACACCAAUGCAUCGUCACAGGAUUCUGGGCAAGCUUCGUCUGCCUGGGCACAGCUUCCACCUGGUUGGGCGAUGUAUUCAACAGCGCAGGGCCACAUCUUCUACUACCACCAGGGCACCGGAACGUCUCAAUGGGAGAAGCCCACCGCCUGA
Molecule: messenger RNA, 903 nt
Organism: Symbiodinium natans
Lineage: Eukaryota; Dinophyceae; Suessiales; Symbiodiniaceae
Source: the annotation of a GenBank genome assembly